This is a messenger RNA of Nannospalax galili (Upper Galilee mountains blind mole rat), 873 nucleotides long. RefSeq lists its product as uncharacterized. The record is from RefSeq and is a predicted model, not a curated record. The transcript has 6 exons. Lineage: Eukaryota; Metazoa; Chordata; Mammalia; Rodentia; Spalacidae. Bases 1 to 873 code for a protein of 290 amino acids.
AUGUGUGUGUGUGUGUGUGUGUGUGUGUGUGUGUGUGUGUCAUUAUCUAUCUAUCUAUCUAUCUAUCUAUCUAUCUAUCUAUCUAUCUAUCUAUCUAUCUAUCUAUCUAUCUAUCUAUCUAUCUAUCUAUCUAUCUAUCUAUCUAUCUAUCUAUCUAUCUAUCUAUCUAUCUAUCUAUCUAUCUAUCUAUCUAUCUAUCUAUCUAUCUAUCUAUCUAUCUAUCUAUCUAUCUAUCUAUCUAUCUAUCUAUCUAUCUAUCUAUCUAUCUAUCUAUCUAUCUAUCUAUCUAUCUAUCUAUCUAUCUAUCUAUCUAUCUAUCUAUCUAUCUAUCUAUCUAUCUAUCUAUCUAUCUAUCAUCUAUCAAUCAUCUAUCUAUCUAUCUAUCUAUCUAUCUAUCUAUCUAUCUAUCAUCUCUCUCUCUAUCAUCUUCCAUCUACCUACUAUCAUCUAUCUAUCUAUCUAUCUAUCUAUCUAUCUAUCUAUCUAUCAUCUAUCUAUCUAAAUAUCUUCUCUCUAUCCAUUUGUGUGUGUGUGUGUGUGUGUGAUGUGAAUUCUUUGUGGGCUCUGGGAGCACAGGCUCAGCUCUGCCUUACAGAGCUGCUGCCCCACAUGUCACAUGCUUGCCAUGGUGGAAGUCUGCAGCUGCAGCUGCCAGUGAUGACCAUCACUGUCCCCAUGGAGAACAACGCAGGAGAGUCCACGAGCAUAACACACUGCAGAGUUAGUGAGGCAUCCCAUGAAAAGUUCAAAGACUUUCUGAAGAUCACUGUGCCACUCCUAAGUCUCUGGGUGCAUUGCACUGGAAAAUCUAGAGCCCUUCCUGAAAUGUUCAUUGCUCCUGUUGAUUUUUGUUAUUUAGAUGAUUAUUCUUAG